Messenger RNA from Theileria parva strain Muguga, 2344 nucleotides. It is a transcript of the gene Nsun2, whose product is annotated as NOL1/NOP2/sun family protein. The transcript is spliced from 7 exons. The record is from RefSeq and is a predicted model, not a curated record. Gene Ontology annotation, molecular function: methyltransferase activity. NCBI's taxonomy places the organism in Eukaryota, Apicomplexa, Aconoidasida, Piroplasmida, Theileriidae. The coding region runs from base 1 to 2004 and encodes 667 amino acids. Gene Ontology annotation, biological process: RNA methylation.
AUGUCGGAGAAUCUUAAUCACUUAGAAGGCUCUGUUCAAAACCAUGACACAAAAGGACAGAAGAGCACUAGAUUGAGCUGGAAAUCAAGAUGCAGAGAAAUGCAAGGUGCUCGUUGGGGAAAGAAGUCUCAGAACUCAAAUCAAAGAGAAAAUGGGAGGACAAGAUUCGUAGAAGGCACCUUAUUUAACAAGGAAUUUGAAACAUAUUAUAAAGAUCAGAAUAUUUGUAAAGAAGAUGAAUGGGAAACAUUCGAGGAAUACUCAAGAAUCCCACUUCCAGUUUCAUUCAGACUAAAUACAAGUAGUUAUUUGUGGACGCUUACCAGAGAAAAGUUAAAACAAAUGUGUGACACUGAAGAUUUACAUCUAGAACCCUGUGUAGACUAUUGUUUAGAAUACCUUAAAAAUGAAGUAGAUUAUAAUAUAUUCUAUCAAAUGAAAACUAGUAAAUCAUCACUUAGAAAAAAUGAAAAAUUCGCUCAAUUUCACCAGUUCUUAAUGAAUGAAGAUAACAGAGGCUCACUGUGUAGACAGGAAACAGUGAGCAUGCUCCCAGUUUUGUUCCUGGACCCAAGGCCAAAUGAAAACAUUUUGGAUUUCUGUGCAGCUCCAGGAAUGAAAUACUUACAAAUAGUUGACAUGGUCGAGACGAGAUUAAAAUCGCAAAACUUAGAUAGCCUGAAAAACAAAGGGAUAAUAGUUGGAAAUGAUGUUAGUCAAACCAGAGUUUCAACACUAGCACAUCACCUUAAGACCAUAGAUUCACCCUCAACUGCAAUCACAAACUACGAUGCAACAAGGUUCCCAAAUUUGUACAAUAAGAACGGCCAAUUGAUAUUAUUCGACAAAAUAUUGGCAGAUAUGCCAUGCAGCUGUGAUGGAACCAUGAGAAAGUCAAUAGAUAUUUGGACUAGUUGGAAGGCCACAAAUGGAUUACACCUACACAAAGUCCAGCUAACAAUACUAAAAAGAGGAAUAGAGCUUUUGAAACCUGGAGGGAUAUUAAUAUACUCAACAUGUUCCUUAAACCCAUUGGAAAAUGAGGCCAUUGCCAGUUAUUGUGCAUCUCUUGAGGAUGUGGAGUUGAUUGAUCUUGAACCAAUAAAAGGUUUUAAAUCAGAAAAGGGAUUGUUAGACUGGUUGGUUCCUAAUCCAAAUGGGGGGUAUUUUUCUGAUUUCUCACAAGUGGAUGAUAAUAUGAGGGAACGAGUAAAGGAGACAAUGUUCAAAAAUAGUAAAUGGAAUGAGGAAAUGGCCAAAAAAGUAAUGAGAGUGUUACCACACUAUAACAAUACGGGAGGUUUUUUCAUAUUCAAAAUCAGGAAAAUCCCCAAAGAAUUAAAUAACCAUGAACUUGAAACCGGAAUUGUGGUGGAAGAAGAGAAGAAAGAUAGGAAGAAAACGAGAGGUUCAAAGCUAUUACAUGAAUACACAACAUUUGAAGGACCAGAACGAGAUAGAUUAGUGGAAUUUUAUGGAAUUACAGAAAAUUUGAAUUUUCUAGUAAAGGUCACAAGCGAAAAGACAAUACAUCUAGUGUCAGACGACUUCAAGGCUUUCAAAAGGAAUAAAAUAAGUAAACUAGAACCCUGUAAGUACGCAUCUUUUGGAAGCAGAAUAUUUACGAAACUUGAUACAAAAGAGAAUUGGGACUGUGAAUUUAGAGUAACACAAGAAGGAACAAAACUUAUGCAUAAAUAUUUUAGUAAAAGGAAGCUGGUUUCAAAUUUAGUAUUUUUAAAGGAGCUUUUACAAGGAUCUAUGCCAUGUGAAAAGGUAAUAGAACAUGUUAAAGGGGGGAAUUUGAUAACAAUUGGAAGUACAGAUGAUUCAGGGAAUCUAAAAAACGGACCACUCCUAAUAGUUGCAGUGAUGAAUGAUAAAGUGGUUGCCCGAGAGUAUGAAGGCCAAGAAUAUAUAACCAUGGCUGCAGUAGUAACAGGAAAUAAAAUACACCUAUACGUAAAGGAAGAAAUGAUCAACUGUUUAAAAGUACUUUUGUAAAAUACUAUUAAAAAUAUUGAAAUAUGUUACACUGCUAUCUAUCCCGAUUUGUGGAGGUGCUGAAAAGGUCUUUCACGCUUAAACUCGGAAAUGUAUUCUUCAACGUUCUCGAACAUCUUCAUUAAACGGACCUUGUGACCCGGAAGCCAUUCAGCAUUUGAAUAUCUCUCAAUUUCACCCAAAGAUUCCCUGUUCAGAGAUGCUAUAGUGUCCAAGGUGUCAUAACCGGCACGAGUAAAGUGAGAGGCAAUUUCAACUGGUAAUCUAUUAUAUUUGAAAAACUCAACAACUACUAAUCUGCUCUGCUCCAAUUCGGGAUCUAAAAUAAAUAUACACUUUU